AUGGCCAGCCGCCUGCGGGACUACGUUGUAUGCGGCAGCAGUGCUCGCUGCGUGGCAACCUUGCUGGCCUUCAAGCGGGUCAUCGAAUCCUACACUACCCCCCUCGGCACCUCGCUCUCUCGCCAUUUGACCACCCACCUUUCCCACCAGAUCACCUACCUCUCGACGUGUCGACCCCUCUCCAUCAGCCAGGGUAAUGCCAUUCGUGCAUUGAAGCUGGCUAUCGCCUCUGUCGACCCAUCAACCCCCGAACUCAGCGCCAAGGCCACGCUUUGCGAAUUCAUCGAUAACUUCAUCCGGGAGAAAAUCACUGUGGCUGACCAAGUUAUUGCUCAAAGUGCUGCCCAAAAGGUCCAGAAUGGCGACGUGAUUGUCACAUUUGCCGGAAGCUCCAUUGUCAAGCAGACCCUUCUCACAGCACACAAGCAAGGCAAGCGGUUCCGCGUCUCAAUUAUCGACUCGCGCCCGCUUUUCGAGGGCAAGAAUCUUGCCCGCGCUCUCGCCAAUGCCGGCUUGGAUGUGCAAUACUCUCUCGUUCACGGUAUCAGCCACGCUAUCAAGGAUGCCACGAAGGUUUUCCUUGGUGCGCACGCUAUGACCAGUAACGGCCGCCUCUACUCUCGCGUCGGAACCGCACUGGUUGCCAUGUCCGCCAAGGAACGUGCCGGUGGUGUCGAAGUGCCUGUCAUCGUGUGUUGCGAGACAGUCAAAUUCACAGACCGUGUCGCUCUCGACAGCAUCGUCGUCAACGAGAUCGCCGACGCCGACGAGUUGGUCUCGGCCCAGCCUCUACAGCAAGUCACCGGCCUAGUUGACCCAGAAGCCCCCACCAAGCCCGACAACAAGAAAGGCGGCAAAGGCGCAUCCAGCGCCCCUAAACCCGACCCCUCUGCCUCCCUUAACCCGUCACCUUCACCUCUCAGCAACUGGAAAGACAACCGUAAUCUUCAACUGCUCAACAUCAUGUACGAUGUCACGCCUGCCGAGUAUGUGGACAUGGUGGUUACCGAAAUGGGCAGUCUGCCACCCAGUGCGGUCCCCAUUGUCCACCGGAUGAGUACGAACCUGUGA
Messenger RNA from Penicillium subrubescens, 1071 nucleotides. Its product is annotated as translation initiation factor eIF2B subunit delta. The transcript is spliced from 3 exons. The record is from RefSeq and is a predicted model, not a curated record. Lineage: Eukaryota; Fungi; Ascomycota; Eurotiomycetes; Eurotiales; Aspergillaceae. Bases 1 to 1071 code for a protein of 356 amino acids.